Molecule: messenger RNA, 465 nt
Organism: Cryptomeria japonica (Japanese cedar)
Lineage: Eukaryota; Viridiplantae; Streptophyta; Pinopsida; Cupressales; Cupressaceae
Exons: 1
Coding region: 1-465 (154 amino acids)
Source: RefSeq, a predicted model, not a curated record
AUGAAGAAUCCUGGAGCAAUACUAAUGUUGGUUGCAUAUUUGGAGAUGGCGGUUGUAAUGGGAGGCGCAGCCCGAUUUUCGGGCAUAAAUAUUGGGGCGAGGCUUGCAGCUCCAGGAGGUCGUAACAAUGGCGGCAAUUCGAUUUCGGUUGCAGAAGCCGGUCCAAAUCCAGGCGGAAACUCUGAUAAGCUGAUGGAGGAUGAGGAUUCCAAUUCGAUAGCGCGUGCUAAAGCAGGUCCAAACCCAGGAGGCAAUUCUGAGAAUGUGAUGGAGUCGUCUGACAGCAAUUCGGUUGCGGGUGCGAAGGCAGGUCCCAACCCAGGUGGAAAUUCACUGGGAGGGCGCAAGGAUGCUCACCAAUUUCGCAUGUCACGUCCCGCAGGACAUGCAAACAUUGAGGGACGGCUGUUCUCAGCUGAAUCAUCUACACAUAAUCAGCUUAGGAAGAACGUUCUCUCUUUCUAA